AUGAUCGAUACGCUCCUACCUCCAAAUUCCACAGGCAUGGUACCGGCGGACUUCAGCGGCCUCUCGCCCAAACCAGUUGGGGCACCACUUGACCUCGGCUCCUAUGAACGGGCACAGUCCGUACCGCGUUCACCUGGAAGCUCUGUUGCGCGUAUCGAGGAUACCCUGGAGGAGCUGGACAGACUAGAGGACCAGUUCGAAGCGGUACAUCGUAUGGUUCGUGUCAAGCGCGUGGCGUCGCCAGACAAAGAGGCCUUUGACCGCCGAAGCCCGGGCCAUGGCGCCGCUGACACCCAAAAUUCGACUACCAAAACGGGCACUGUUCGCUCAAGACCCUCUGGCGUAGCCCGAACAUCAUCAGUGCGUAAGUCAGCCGGCGCCCCUGACCCGGCGACGAAGUCAACGGAGGAGACACCGGCUGCCACGACCAGCGCUGCUACGAAGAGGCUGAGUGUUGCUCGCCCGCUGAGUCUACUUCCGCCGAAACCGCCAGUAAAGUCGAGCAAGCCGCCUACAACAUCGACAUUUGAGCUUCCAGGUGAGGCUGUGGCACGCAGACUAAAGGAACAACGCGAGGCUCGCAUGUCAGCAGCCGCUGCGGCGGCGGCUGUUGGGGCCAAACCAACCACGGCAAAGACAGGGCAGCUUCGCAAGGCUCGGUCGGUAAAGCCACCGACGAUCCCAACCUUUGAGCUUCCCGGAGAAGCAAUUUCUAGACGCAAGAGAGAAGAGCACGAAGCCAAGCUCAGGCGGCAAGAGGACGAAGAAAAGAAGCGGCGUGAAUUCAAGGCGAGACCCGUUCGACUGAGCGUCACGCCGAGCACAGUCCCGCGUGAGACCAUCUCAAGUCGUGCCCGAACGAAGCGGACCUCCAUCAUUGGCGAAGGCAGCAUGGCAAGUGGUGGUCUAAGCGUGCCGGGGUCUGCGCCACCCGCAAACAGACGUUUGUCAGUCAUCUCGUCCGAUUCGGCGGGCCGUACCAACAGCUCGGGCCAAGUGACUCGUGGGCGCGGACCGGCGCUGGGAUCGUCGCCCACAGCAGCCGGACAGAUGAGCAGGGCUACGUCGACGUCCACUGGUAGCAUCAGCGGAAAGCGGAGCACAAUCUCGGUUGAAGAUGUGCAGUACCAAAAGCUACGGGGCAGAGAGAUUCUCCAGCGAGACAGCAUCCUCUCUUCGGAUCGCGACCGUGAGAAGCGGGAACGUGAAGCGAUCGCCAGGCAGGCCCGUCAGGAGGCAGCUGAGAGAUCUAGGGCGCUCAGCCGAGAGUGGGCCGAAAAACAGAAGCUGAAGGCCAAGAAGACCACGACGGCAUGA
Molecule: messenger RNA, 1317 nt
Organism: Sporothrix brasiliensis 5110
Lineage: Eukaryota; Fungi; Ascomycota; Sordariomycetes; Ophiostomatales; Ophiostomataceae
Exons: 1
Coding region: 1-1317 (438 amino acids)
Source: RefSeq, a predicted model, not a curated record